UCACUGAUAUAGGGACAUUCAUAUAAAAUUUAAGUAUGCCAGCGUAGUAAUAUGUGUAUUACAUUUAGCUUAGCUGCUGUAUUUCUGGUAGUCCAGGUGCCGUAUUGUUUUGGAAAUAAUGAUCCCUUGUCAACAGCACUUUGGAAUAGAAUUGAGGCACUAGAAAGAAGAGACAAGGAACAGUCGAUGAAAAUUGAUGCACUGGAACAACGAGUUAGUCUUUCCAAUGAGAAACUGACAAUCUUCUCUACAUUGAAUGAAAAUAUCAAAAAAGAGCUUGCUGUCAAAACCAAGAAACUAGAAAAGCAAGAUGACAUCCUUGCAGCACUUCAGAAAGAUAUAGAACUUCAAACGUUAGAAGCUGCUGUAAACAGAAGAAAAAUUGAAGUGCUCGAGUUGAAAGUUCAUGAGCUACAUGCAAGACUAACAGAGACAGAACAAGUGUCUGUUCAGCCUGAAGACAGACCUGAAGUGUCAAAUGAAAUUAAUGUCAAACUGAACGGAACUGAAGGAAACGAUGACAAAAAUAAGCAUCUCAACACUCUUAAUUCAAGAACAGAAAGCGCUAAUCACAGAACAGUUGGAGAACUACUGGAUAACACAAGUGGAAACAUGCCAGACAAAGCAGUCUAUGGACAACUGAAUAACAGAGGAAUUGGAAGACAUGCAGUUCAAAGGUUUUUAACCGGUGGCGUGCAAGAAGGCCCAGUAGCAUUCCAUGCAGUUAUAUCAAAGGCGCUUGUUCAACAUUUGGGUAUUGAUCAGAAUAUUGUUUUUGACGUAGUAGAACUCAAUCUCGGCGGAGGUUACCACAACCAGCAUGGACUCUUCAUUGCUCCAAAAUCUGGACUUUAUAUUUUCUCGACAUCACUUUUGAGCUAUGUAAAUGCAAAAGCCGAGUUUGAUGCAUCAAUAGUGAAAAAUGGAAACAUUCUUGCCUCUGCCUUCGGUCAUGGAGAUUCUGGGAGACAUGAUCAAGGCUCAGUUACCGUGGUGACACAAUUAAAUGUUGGUGAUGAAAUCAGUGUGAAGAAUAGAGUCAUUGCCGACGACGCCUACUGGGGAGACAGAUACUCAAGUUUUAUGGGAAUAUUAGUUAUUGAAAUGUAAUGACCAAUUCUAGCCUUUGGUUUCAAACUGUACAUCACUUAAACCAUUUUAGAAUAGAAGUUACUAGUAUAUCAUUUUGUCUAGCAACAUAGAAUUAUAAAAGACUAAAAUACUGAUAUAUUAAGUCUUAAAAAUAAAAACAAGCAUUUAUCAACUA
This is a messenger RNA of Mercenaria mercenaria, 1267 nucleotides long. RefSeq lists its product as uncharacterized. NCBI's taxonomy places the organism in Eukaryota, Metazoa, Mollusca, Bivalvia, Venerida, Veneridae. The record is from RefSeq and is a predicted model, not a curated record. The coding region runs from base 52 to 1110 and encodes 352 amino acids. Gene Ontology annotation, molecular function: protein binding. The transcript has 3 exons.